This is a messenger RNA of Nematostella vectensis (starlet sea anemone), 612 nucleotides long. RefSeq lists its product as uncharacterized. The coding region runs from base 1 to 612 and encodes 203 amino acids. NCBI's taxonomy places the organism in Eukaryota, Metazoa, Cnidaria, Anthozoa, Actiniaria, Edwardsiidae. The transcript has a single exon. The record is from RefSeq and is a predicted model, not a curated record.
AUGACCACUCCAUCGCAGAUCAUUGCCGACUUCCUCUUGAAACAGCGCAACACCUCUAAUGCAACUACCCAGCAAACACCGGCCAAACUGAUGUUGGGAAGAAACCUGUGCACACGUUUAGAUUUGUUGUCGCCAUACAGACCAGCAUCUCCUAAGACGACACCUGCACUAUCACAGCCGUCACGAUGCUUCACCAUUGGCCACAAGGUAUGGUAUCGAGACUUCAGCGUCUCUGGGGGGAAGUGGUCUCCAGGGUGCGUAACAACAAAGAUCGGGAAUGUGAUGUACGAAGUACAGCCAGACAAGUUCCCCCAACAACACGUUCGACGUCAUGCAGACCAGCUCUGCGAAAGAACCGCACCUCCUUAUCAAGAUAGCAUGUCUCACCGAGAUCACCAGCUACUUCCGAUGACCACGCCAGCAGCUGAGCCACUCAGCUGCACAGAGGAAGAUGGCGACGCUACAGAAACAUUAAAUCCCCCUCAAACAACAAGACAGCAAAAUCCACCGACGAUCAGUGAGGAAGUUCCCGAGGAUGCGGGAGAGCCGGACAUGCCUAGGAGGUCGUCACGCGCGAACAAGGGCGUAGCGCCAGACAGGCUGAACUUAUAA